This is a messenger RNA of Radiomyces spectabilis, 1017 nucleotides long. RefSeq lists its product as uncharacterized. Lineage: Eukaryota; Fungi; Mucoromycota; Mucoromycetes; Mucorales; Radiomycetaceae. Gene Ontology annotation, cellular component: membrane. The transcript is spliced from 4 exons. The record is from RefSeq and is a predicted model, not a curated record. Bases 1 to 1017 code for a protein of 338 amino acids.
AUGCUCUCAUUGAGCAAAGAACCCUUGCUAAGGAGAAAAGAGGUGCUCGGCAUGCUGCUCAUGGUAUUUUCAGCGCUCUUGUUCACCUUUAUGACCAUGUUUGUCAAGAUGGGGAGCGAGAUGUUUCCGUCAUUUGAACUUGUUUUGGUGCGGUCGUUGAUACAAACUCUCCUGGCCUUGGGAGGCUGCGCCAUCUUUCGUAUCAACCCACUGGGAAAACCCGGCAUCCGGAAAUGGCUCCUUUUUCGUGCCAUUGUUGGCGCGAUUGGUCUAGCUUUGUUCUUUUACAGUCUCUCCGUUCUAUCACUGAGUGACGCAACAGUGCUUUUCUUUCUAGGUCCGACAUUCACAGCGAUCCUGGCAUCAGUUAUUCUGAAUGAAUCCUUUACGUUGUUUGAUUCGUUCUGCAGUGUGUUGUGCCUUGUAGGGCUCAUUCUCGUGUCCAAGCCCAUGUUUUUGUACAAUACGGUAACGCACGACCAGACUGAAUUGCAGCGCAUUUUCGCCAUCAGCUGCGCUAUUGCAGGAGCGAUCAUGUCCGCCAUUGCGUAUGUUACGGUGCGCAAAGUGGGCAAAGGCACUCACAUCCUGGUGCACGCUGUUUACCUUGGUAUCGUAUCGAGCAUUAUCAGUGUCCCCGGCAUCCUCCUACUUCAAGAAUUUGUUUGGCCUCAAAACGUGCGCGAUUACAUCAUUCUUGUAUUUGUGGGUCUCUUUGCUUUCAUCGGACAAUAUGUACUUAAUGAAGGGUUGAAAUUGGCCCCUGCUGGGGGAACAGGUACACUUAUGCAGACGGCCGAUGUGGCAUUUGCCUUCUUAUUCGGGGUGCUUGUGUUCAGCGAAUAUCCGGACGUAUCGACAUUACUGGGAUCGGCUCUUAUCGUUGGAAUGACCACCGCUCUAAGUUUACAUCGAUGGCAUACGCGCGCUCUCCACUUGCUACACAUGAAGAAAAAACGACGCAGCAGAACCUCAUCGGAUUCGCAUGCUAACACGACUGCUCCUUGUUCCUCGUAG